Molecule: messenger RNA, 2403 nt
Organism: Copidosoma floridanum
Lineage: Eukaryota; Metazoa; Arthropoda; Insecta; Hymenoptera; Encyrtidae
Biological process (GO): synaptic signaling
Cellular component (GO): plasma membrane
Molecular function (GO): zinc ion binding
Source: RefSeq, a predicted model, not a curated record
CUGUUUGAGCAAAUAAAUAAGUAUUCAGGACGAAGUGUUUUCUUCACCGAGGAAUUGUUAUUUUCGACAUGGCAGAAGAUACUGUAGUCAGUGGUCGUAAUAGAGGCAGCAAUAAAAGAUCGCCACUGCUAAAUGAUUCGUUUGUGAAAUCAACCAUGGAGAAAAUAAAAAAGUCAAUCAAUGAAUGCAAUGUCAUUAGAUAUGCUUCCUACAGAACAGCAUCAAAGAUGCAAGUUUUUCAUAAGGCUUUAAAUAUGAACUACGUGCAAACGCAGUUUGUAGCAGGUGUUUUUGAAAAGCAUAGACUGUCAGUUACCGAGAAUUCGAUAAAUUUAGACAUUUAUGAGGUUGAAGACCUUUUAUCAGAUAUUUAUUUCGGUGCUAAAAAUGAAAGCAAUGCUGACUUUAAUGUAGAUGAUUCUACAAAAUUAGCUUUAAAUUAUAUUUUUAAAACUUUUCACAAAAAAGAAAACGAAAAUAUAUCAGUAUUUUCAGUUAAAGUAGCACUAACUUUAGUCAGUUGUGGAAGAUUGGAAGAAAAAUAUGGGUAUCUAUUUCAUCAAUUAGCUGACCAUAAUGCAUGUUUGUCCAGAAUAGCACUUAACAUACUUUUAACAAACAUAUGCAAAAUAACAGAAAUGUUAGGUGAAAGCGUUGCUUAUGGAAAUCAUUUAAUCAGAGCAAGCAUUGAUAAUUGUUUCUGUGAGUCUCAGGGCUGUCUUGGAGUAACUGAAGCAGAAUUUGCUACUUGGCUUAUGCAAGAACCACCCUUGUUGAUGUGGAUCACCACAAUGAAUCGUUUAAAGUCAGCCGAACCAAUUGUUCAUAACGUUAAAUGUUCUUCAUGUAAAAGUACACCGAUACAGGGUCCAAGAUACUCAUGUUUAAAAUGUACAGGGUACAAUCAAUGUCAAACAUGUUUUUUAUAUGGAAAAGUAUCGGGCAAACAUAAAUUAAAACACCCCGUUCGCGAGUAUUGCAUCAAGACGAGCACCAAGGAAAUCACAAAACUACUUAUUGAACUCAUUCAAAAUAAACUAAGUUUGUGUCCUGCGAGAAAUGGUGACAGCAGCUUUAACGAUUCUAGCUCUUCCAUGAAUCUCGAUCAAACAAAAAGUUUCGAUUCCAUGUCGGUGAGGAGUACCAUUAAAAGGCGAAUACUUAACGAUCCGCAGAAAGAAUUGCAGAGCAUAAUAUCCCACUUGGAAGAGGAAAACAAACAAUUGCAACUGGAAUUGAAAGAAAUAAGCGACAGUAGGGUCGAAAAAUUGCAACAUCACAGAGUUGCGAUAGAAUCGCAGCUGAAGCGUUUGAAAAUUUUGAAGAACUAUUUAUUCACACGAGGAUCGCAGGUGCCACGUGACUUUAACGUUGUUCAAAGCACACCGAUGGUCCAAGCCGCUGUAUCGAGAAUAUCGGCCUUACCGAUGGCUUUUCAAUUAAGUCCCAUAACUCAUCAUCAUCAAAGUCCCGAUUAUGAAAAUUCGAGUGAUCUCGACAGCUGCAGUACCACCACGCAAAGCACGUCAGCAGCUAACAAAAUCAGUGCAAAUGAUGGCGUUUCCGAUGGCAAUAAUCAAGUUGCGACCGAUGAUACUUGCAUCGAGCCGAGCACAUGGAUCGGAGGACAUCGUACCAACUUCUCUUCGCGAGACAGUGGCUUUUCCCAGUGGCUGAACUCGAGGGAAAGCAAGAAAUCGAAGGAAAAACCAAGUGGUAACCAGAACGGAGAAACCGGCGUUAAUCGAGAUAACGGACUGCCAUCUCUGCAAACUGAUAAGAAUUCGCAGCACAGUAGUUUGCAAAACAUUCAAGGUGAUCUCAAUGAUAUUUUGGACAGAUUGCAAAAUAUGGUAGCUAAUGACUGCUUGCUAGAAGAUACGUUUAGCGCGGAUAAUAAUUGCGAAUUAAAACGUGCCGCCACGGAGAUGGAAGAUUUACUGACUGGCUUGAUCGAAGGCAUGGAAACACGAAAGGAAAAACUCACAACAGUUGUGUGAGAGACAACAGAGCCGAACUUGUGGUUUAUAUAACUUUAAAUAUAUGCAGUUGCUGAUGGUUAAAACGAAUGUCAACUAUUUUUCAGGUUCGAUGAAAAUUUCGUCGCUUGUGCGAAAAAUUGCGAAUAAAAGAAAUAAUGUAUGUUACGGUAUGAACUCUUUUCUUAAAUUAUAAGAAUAGCUUCGAGAUUUGAUAUCUCAAAGCAUUUUGUAAAUAUGUACAUUAUAUAUCACUUUACUGAUUACGAUUUAGCUUAUUUUAAAUUUUUUUUGUGCAAAAUAUAUGAAUACUUUUUUUUCAAGCAAUAUCGAGCUUCACAUUUGUAUUAGGCUUAUAUAUAACAUAUAUAUAUAUUAUCGUCUUAAAUCUAAUCGUGUAUAAAUUAACAUUAAAUGCAUUUCA